AUGACGGACGCCACUUCAGGCGCCCCUGCACCCAAGAAACGGUCCCUCUUCAAGCGAGCAGCAUGGCAAGAUGCCGGAAAGAAGGAAAAUGAGGACAUAUUCAGUCACUCUAACGAGUUCAGUAAUAUAGUCGCAGAAGAGAACAGGCAAAAAGAAGAAGCUAAAAGGAAACUCGCCGAGGCCAAGAGAAAGGUCGAAGAGGAGCAAAGGCGCGAACAGACUGAGAAGCAAGACAGGAAGGGCAAAAGGCGCAAAGUUUCAAUCGACUACGAUGAACCAAUCUUGCUUUGUGACGACUCUGCAGAACCUGGGAGAAUAAUUCAAUCACGGAGAAAAGGCAGGACAUCCCUCUCCCCAGCCGCACCCGUACCACCGCCGAAAUCGCUCGUAGCGCGAUAUGACAAUGUUGCAAGGACUACUCGGUCGCAGGGACUGCCGACCCAGCCCAUCAUUGUGGACCUGGGCCCCUCAGACGAUGAUGAAGAUUCUGGGUACAAAUCGAAGUCUUUUGGCGACACGGAGGAUGACAUCGCGUACGGCUUCAACGUUGAGCAUGGCAUAGCCUUGCGCACGUCGAACAGUGCAGUGCCCGACGACGAUGACCUCGAGGAGGUUCAGGAUCCAGAACUGGCAGCUAUAGAAGCGAGGGCAAGAGCAAGGGCGGCAGCAAAUAAAGCAGCAGCAGCGAGUGGCAGCAAGGCACCUAUCGCGGAACUCUUUAUCGCUUCGGAACUACCGGACACGAAUGCACUCAUGGUGAAGGUUCGCAUAGACAGUACAAUCGAGAAGUCGCGUGAGGCCUGGUGCGCCAGGCAGAACUUCACAACAGAGAUGACACGGGAUGUCUUCUUCACAUGGCGGGGGACAAGAAUCUACGACAGCACAACCGUCAGGCGUUUAGGAGUCAAGGUAGACGAUCAUGGCAAUAUCUCUAUUGAAGGCGACGACUCGAUAUACGACCAGGAGGGAAACACACCCAAAAUCCACGUCGAAGCUUGGACAGACAUCGCGCUCGCCCAGCACAAGCGAGAGGUCGCCGCAGAAGAAGAAGCGAAGCGAAAAGCAGCUGAGCCGACCUCUAUAGUCGAAGAGCGCGAUCCUACACCCGAGCCUGUACCCGAAGCAAAGAAGUACCGCCUGUUCCUGAAAGCGAGGGGGAUGGAAGACUUCAGGAUUCAAGUCAAGCCGGAUACGACCUUCGAGAAGCUCGCCAAUGCAUUCAAAGCAAGUCGUAAGAUCGCCGAGACACAGCCUCUUACACUCAUGUUCGACGGCGAGCGUUUGUCCCCGAUGGAUACUAUAGCAGAUAGCGAGCUGGAGGACAUGGACUCGAUCGAUGUACUGCUCAGGUGA
Molecule: messenger RNA, 1353 nt
Organism: Didymella exigua CBS 183.55
Lineage: Eukaryota; Fungi; Ascomycota; Dothideomycetes; Pleosporales; Didymellaceae
Exons: 2
Coding region: 1-1353 (450 amino acids)
Biological process (GO): protein sumoylation
Cellular component (GO): septin ring; nucleus
Molecular function (GO): protein tag activity; ubiquitin-like protein ligase binding
Source: RefSeq, a predicted model, not a curated record